AUGUCUGAUUAUGGAGAUGAUGGAAACAGAUAUGAUUUUGAUGAACCAGUUUUAGAUGAAGAUGAACUUUUGCCAUUGCCAGAUGAUGAAAUUAUAGAAGAUGAUAAUAUAAAUGGUUUAAAUGAAGAAGUAGCAGGAGUUCCUGGUUCUUUUGGAGGUUCUGGAGUGCAAGAUGUGGAUAUGAUUACGAUUGGUGAUUCAAGGCCACGGUUUUCAAGAAAUCGAGGAAAAGGAAAGGCAGUUGCUCCUGAAAACAGAAUGACAACACCAUAUAUGACAAAAUAUGAGAAGGCAAGAAUUUUGGGAACUCGAUCUCUUCAAAUAAGUAUGAAUGCACCAGUGCUGGUAGAUCUUGAAGGAGAAACAGAUCCAUUGCAGAUUGCUAUGAAAGAAUUAAGUCAGAAAAAAAUUCCUUUGCUUGUGAGAAGGUAUCUUCCUGAUGGAAGCUAUGAAGAUUGGGCAGUAAGUGAGUUGAUCACUGAAUAA
Molecule: messenger RNA, 486 nt
Organism: Pneumocystis jirovecii RU7
Lineage: Eukaryota; Fungi; Ascomycota; Pneumocystomycetes; Pneumocystales; Pneumocystaceae
Product: DNA-directed RNA polymerase core subunit RPO26
Exons: 3
Coding region: 1-486 (161 amino acids)
Biological process (GO): DNA-templated transcription
Cellular component (GO): RNA polymerase III complex; nucleus; RNA polymerase II, core complex
Molecular function (GO): DNA-directed RNA polymerase activity; DNA binding
Source: RefSeq, a predicted model, not a curated record